This is a messenger RNA of Eleginops maclovinus (Patagonian blennie), 4437 nucleotides long. RefSeq names its product muscarinic acetylcholine receptor M3-like. The record is from RefSeq and is a predicted model, not a curated record. Gene Ontology annotation, molecular function: G protein-coupled acetylcholine receptor activity; G protein-coupled serotonin receptor activity. Bases 102 to 1892 code for a protein of 596 amino acids. Gene Ontology annotation, cellular component: dendrite; synapse; plasma membrane. NCBI's taxonomy places the organism in Eukaryota, Metazoa, Chordata, Actinopteri, Perciformes, Eleginopidae. The transcript is spliced from 6 exons. Gene Ontology annotation, biological process: G protein-coupled receptor signaling pathway, coupled to cyclic nucleotide second messenger; adenylate cyclase-inhibiting G protein-coupled acetylcholine receptor signaling pathway; chemical synaptic transmission.
GAGCAGUCUGAGCCCAGCAGAGAGGAGCAUGCUGCAGCACAGCUGAGCCUGCAGGACACUGGAGACCGGGAACCAGAGGGGACUGAUGUCCGUCCGUCAUCAUGAACCUGACCUCCAGCUCUGACUCGCUCCACUUCCUCACCAUCAAUAUGAGAGAACAUCCUGAUACCACCAUCAUGAAUGAGCCUGCCAUUUUGGGUGGUUCUUAUCAGGGUUUGGGCAUACUGUCGGACAGUGUCAGUGGUUGGAAGCAGCAUAAUGUCAGUCAUCUGUCAGGACCAGAAGGAAACUACACUGGUUCACCAGGGAACCCAACAUUAAUGCUGCCAGCAGAGGAGUUUGACCCGUUAGGAGGACAUACUGUCUUGCAGGUCCUCGUAAUCGUCUUCCUCACUGGAUCACUUUCUGUCGUCACUGUUGUUGGCAACAUUCUAGUGCUGGUGUCAUUCAAGAUCAAUAAGGCGCUGAAGACAGUAAACAACUACUACCUGCUUAGCCUGGCAUUUGCUGACCUGACUAUUGGCACGCUGUCAAUGAACCUGUACACCACCUACAUCAUCAUGAACCAGUGGGCCCUGGGGCCCGUGGUCUGUGACUUGUGGCUUGCAAUAGACUAUGUGGCAAGUAACGCCUCAGUCAUGAACCUGCUUGUUAUCAGCUUUGACAGAUAUUUCUCUGUUACCAGACCUCUGACAUACCGGGCCAAACGCACAACCAAGCGAGCCAUGACCAUGAUUGGAUUAGCUUGGUCCAUCUCUUUCAUUCUCUGGGCCCCAGCCAUCCUGUUCUGGCAGUACAUCGUGGGUGAGAGAACUGUUCCGCCCAAUCAUUGCUACAUCCAGUUCCUGUCUGAGCCAAUUAUCACAUUCUGCACUGCUAUUGCUGCGUUCUACUUGCCAGUAAGUAUUAUGACAUUCCUGUUUUGGAAAAUAUAUCAGGAGACAGAAAAGCGUCAUAAAGAUAUGCAAAGUCUUAGGGGAUCUGGAGCUGGAAAAAGCACCAGCCAGGCUCAGAAUCAAGGAGUUGGCAGUGGGAAGGUUGGUGGAGACGGUGCGACUAAUAGCCAGAAGGAUUCAUCAGCCAUGCAACGCCAGAUGAGCUCUCAGAGCUGCAGCAGCGAUGAACAUAAUCAGCUGGCUUCUGAGAAGAACAACAAGGACAACUCCAGCAUAGCAGGAGGAACAGGAAGCAGAGGGAGGUGUGGCACAUCCUGCUGCCUCCAGUUUUCAUCUCUUCUGCCAGGUCGUAAUGCAUCCAAAAGGUCCGUCAACACCACGACAACUACGGUGGGUGAAGCAGAGCAGAGCAGCAGUGAAAGCCUCAACAACAUUGAAGCCGGCGGCUCUGGGGACCAGUCAGGUUCAGAGGACGAAGCUGAAGGUGGAAAUAAAUCUAGAAAGGGGAAGAACAACAAGGACAAACACUCCUCGUCCAACAAAGGUCGAAAAGAGUCACAAUCAAACCCUUCAUCACCUGCUGACAAAUCCCCUGCAGCCAUCACCAUGAAAGACGCAGCGAUGGCCAAACGUUUCGCCUCCAAGGCCAAGACAGAGAUCAGCAAGCGCAAGAAUGAAAAAAAGGCGAAUGAGAAGAAAGCGGCUCGGACACUCAGUGCCAUCCUCUUGGUCUUCAUCACCACGUGGUUACCGUACAACAUCAUGGUGCUGGUCAGCACUUUCUGUACCAACUGUAUUCCAGAAACCCUUUGGUCACUGGGCUACUGGUUGUGUUACGUUAACAGCACAAUCAAUCCCAUCUGCUACGCCCUGUGUAACAAGACCUUCAGGAACACUUUCAGGGAUAUUUUGAUGUGCCAGUGGAAUCAGAGGAAUAAUCAGCCUAGCUUUCAGCAGAGAAAAGCUGUGGCUUUCAAGAAGAAAGACCCGAUGUAAAAUAAUUGAGAGAUUUGUGUUUAAAGAUGAUUUUCCUGAUCUUGAUUCAGAUUUGGGAACCAACAUACAAGUCUUCUAUUUCAAAAGAUGCUGAAGGAAAUUGUGCCUAGGAAAGUAACGCCACAGGAAGACUCACUGAGCUAGCAGUGAAACCAAAGGCUUGCCUGUUGGUCUCAUAUGGAACAACCAUUUAUGGUACCUAAACGCUUGGUGACACCUUGGAUUUUCAUAAUGUUUGCUACGAAUAUACAUGGUCCCCAGAGGAUGAAUUUGAGUGUUUUCCGUGGACACAUGAAGCUCAGUUGUUUAAAAAUACAAAAAUUACAUAGAAUUGACCAAGAUAAUUCCUGCUCCCAGACCAUAAACCAAAUAUUAAUGAUGCUCCAACAGCAACAUUUCCAAUUUGUGUUUUUCAUUCAGAAAAAUGGUAGUGAGAGGUAUAAUCAAUAAAAGCAGCCUUGUGGAGCAACUGGUAGGGCUUUAGACAAACACAUCUGAACAGAGAUGUAAUAAAUUACAUUGCCCUAGGAAUUAAAUAUUUACAUAAUGUAGUAUAGUGAACUUCUUGAAGGAUGUAAGAGCUUUGAAAUAGUUUUCUUCCAACACAUGUUCUUGUUAACACUAAUAUGACCAGGACAACGGAACAGAAGACUGCCAGGUUGCAUUUAGUUGUGGUUUUAAUUUUUAAACCUGGAUGUUAGCUUCAAAGUAAUCUGUUACUAAAAUAUUUGGUAUACAACCCAGUUGUUGAAUGUGUUUCUUUUAUUCACCUAACCUUUACCAGUAUAAAUAGGGCACAUCAGUUUGGUGUCAGACUUCAUAAGUUUAAGCUAUAGUCUGCCAAAUAAACUCGCAAAAAUACUCUUAAUAUACACUUGUUCAUUAUUGUUGCUAUAAUUAUGCUUUCAAAUAAUUGAAAUAUGCCUUGCAUUCAGGUCCUGUAGUCGUUCAAGUUCUGAAACCACCAAUGAAGACAAAACAGAUUACUGUUGUUAUAUUGUUUAAGGAACUCAAUUUUAAGGGAUUAUUAUUCAGUUUGUAGUGUUUGAGUUGCUCACAGCAUGCAUUGUCAACUGAAAAUGAUAACACUGUGUGACACUGACAAUUAUCUCAAAUGAUUGUAUGCAAAUCAAACACAACAUGUGUAUUAUUUUAGACAUACGGUACAGUACGUGUACAACAUCUAAUAUAUUACACCUUAAGGGGCUUACAAACUGAAAAAACUGACGCUGACAUUGACUUUAAUUAAAUGUUUAAAUAAAAACGAUUAGGAUCAACUUAAUAUUAUUGCUUCAAUCAACUAACCUAAUAACCUGAAAUCUGUUGACAUAAUACAUUUAAUUAAAGUCAACGUGUCAGUUCUUUCAGUGUAUGGACCUUCAAAGAAUACCAAUAAUUAUGUACAAAAGGGACAUGAUUGCACGUCAUGAUGGUUAUUUUUAAACUAACAAGGUCACACAUUAACGAAGCAGUAACACACUAGAGUUAUUGGAAGCUGCUCUGUAAAGGUUUCCUUCUCGGGUGGUUAAACACAUGUUUGAAUAAAGAAAGCUGUUAGGGAAUAUUUUGUGUAAGCUUGUAAAUCUUUAGCUCAUUUGCAUCUCUUCUCUCUGUCCUCCUCUGGCCUGGCUCUACGGCCUUGCAGGUGCUGUUAUCUUCAUUAAGGAGGAGCAGCCUGGGCUUCCGAAGCCUUGUUGUUCCCACAGUGGGUACGUGCUCAAGCUGACCUAAGAUUGGCUUUAUUGUUUAGGGACAGCUGGCUCCAGUUUAUCUGGCCACAGCUGCUCCGGUGAACACGUUAUUUGUGACCUAGAGGACAGUUUAAGUCAAACAUAUUGUCUGAGCUUGUUUAGUCUGGUGUUUGAAGAAUGUUGAUUACCCAUUUGGAACUAGUUAAAACCUCUUCCUAUUGUCGAGAUCUUCAGAAUUGGUUUGGCAACCGCUGUGGCAACUCGUGUCUGCAGUAAAUGUCUUGUCAAUUCUCCAGCCGUAACUCAGAAUAAACCCAACAGUGUUUUGCCAUCAAGUUCCUGCUCUCCAGUGUCUCUCUGAGGUUCGUCUCCAUUGCUUCAGAGGUUUCCACCACAAAAGCCAAUUUAAAAACAAAGGUUAAAUACUUUGCACUUGUGUUUUAGGUGGGACUCAGUGCCACAGAGCUGUGUGAGUGUCCCUGUUUUGUUCACACAGUAACUCAUGGUGUCUUAGUAUUGACUGAUCAAGAUGCCAAGACAUGCUGCAAUGUGCCAACAAAUUCAGGGAGAAAGAAGACUGCAAGCUAGUGAACAUGGAUUUAAAUAAGCUUUACAAAUUUUUACUGAAAAGGGAAACACACUGGGCACAUGUGUAAGAGCUCAAAUAUACCUAUAAUGUCUUUUUCUGAGUAACACCGAAUGUAAACCUAACUGUGCUUUACAAGAACUGCCCACAGGGCCUCUUUUAUUAAUGUGCACCUCAACUCUGUACAGAAUAUGCAUUUGCAAUGAUGUUCAUGUAAUAUAUGAGUUAAAGAACAAUAAAAUAUAAUGAGUAAACUCUGUCUUAUUAA